GAACCAACAGGACCGGUUCAUCUAUUAGCCGGUUCGAGACUCGCGGCUCCGGUUUUCUGAACGUCGGCAACAGGAAGGCAGCAUCGCGUCCUUUUUGAAGACGACGGGACCGCUGCCGGCACGGGUGUUUACUUUCUCUCGUCGCCUGCCAAGCAAAGCAAAGGGCCGACGCAGCACAAACGCACGGCGAAAUCUCGAUUUCUUCGAACACGAAGACGCUCGUUUCUUUUUGUCUCUUGGCGUUGUUCACUUUUUUCGUUUCUAUAGUGUUGAGAGAUGGCGGCUGAAUCACCCACCGCUGAACGAAAAGUGGUCGUUCACCUGAGGGCUACCGGUGAUGCUCCUAUUCUCAAGCAAGCAAAGUUCAAGAUUUCUGGAAGUGACAAAUUCUCAAAGGUUAUUGAAUUUCUUCGUCGGCAACUUCAUCGGGAUACUUUGUUUGUUUAUAUCAACAGCGCCUUCUCUCCAAACCCUGAUGAAUUGGUGAUUGAUCUCUACAAUAACUUUGGAUUUGAUGGUAAGCUGGUCGUUAACUAUGCUUCUUCCAUGGCAUGGGGCUGAGAAAGAGAUGCUGCUAUUUCAUAAGAUCUUUAGCAUCGAAUGUAUGAAAAGUCAAUAUUUUAUUGUCAAAUCUAGGUUGUUUUUUGGUCUCAACUUUUGUUAUUUGUGGACAGAAAAAAUGGAUCUUCGGGUCUCAAGCUUCUGAAUGUCUUUGUAAAUUUGUUAUAUUAACAAUUACAAGCUUGGGAUGGUCUUCAUUAUUGUUAAAAAGCCAUCACUGGCAACAAUUUGCUGUAUCGUGUAGUCUUAAAGGUUAUUGAUAUUAAUUAGCUGCACUGUGAAACAUUCAGGUAUUUGAA
Molecule: messenger RNA, 860 nt
Organism: Musa acuminata AAA Group (dessert banana)
Lineage: Eukaryota; Viridiplantae; Streptophyta; Magnoliopsida; Zingiberales; Musaceae
Product: ubiquitin-like protein ATG12
Exons: 5
Coding region: 277-561 (94 amino acids)
Biological process (GO): nucleophagy; autophagy of mitochondrion; autophagosome assembly
Cellular component (GO): cytoplasm; phagophore assembly site membrane; Atg12-Atg5-Atg16 complex
Source: RefSeq, a predicted model, not a curated record